GGCGCACUACCCUCAUGAGUCAUGAACGAAAGAGAGGGGUGUGUGUGCGUUUGUCGAUCGACUCGCACACGAUCUUCUGAGCUCUGCUCGAACCAGGCUUGAAAGAAGAAAACAACAAUGUGCGCGCGCCAGCCUGUCCUCUCACUAUCAGAAUCGGAUUUAACAGUUCAUUCACAAGCCCAUUAUUGAUAGAGCACCGACCACCACAAAGCGAUGUCUCGAAAGGACACUGCCAUCCACCUGGUGGCUGGAGGAAUUGCGGGAUCAGCAGGUGCGAUUGUCACGUGCCCUCUUGAUGUGGUGAAGACGCGGCUACAGUCGUCUAAUGGCCACUUUGGGUCGGUGCCUGGGCACAUCGCCAGCCUCAAUAAUGGAACCUGCGAGCCCCUGCACGCCAGGCGAACCUUCACGACUGCUGGGGUGCUGCCAUGGUCGCAGCUGCGCCCCCAAACGAGCCUUGUGCAGUGCCUGAGGCACAUCGUCGUGCACGAAGGCCCUCAGGCUCUUUUCAAAGGGCUUGGACCCACGCUGGUAGGCGUGGCGCCCGCCAGGGCCAUCUACUUUGGCGUCUACUCGCAGUCCAAGCGGUUCCUCAAUGACGUAAUCACCCCUGACACGCCCCUGGUGCACAUCGGGGCUGCAUCUUGUGGAGGUUUUGUCACUUGCUCGGUCACAAAUCCUAUUUGGGUUGUGAAAACAAGGAUGCAACUAGAUCACAGGAAGAAAAGCAGCCGCUUAACCACCCUCCAAUGUACCAGGAGGAUAUACGCACAAGAAGGGUUUGGUGGCUUCUUCAAGGGCAUCACGGCGUCUUAUGCUGGCAUCUCAGAAACGGUGGUGCAUUUCGUGAUCUACGAGGCGAUCAAAGCGCAGCUAGUGGCUCGCAGGCACGGCGAUGACAAGACCGGUGAAAGAGGAACGCGCGACUUCCUCGAGCUCAUGUUGGCGGGUGCAUUUUCCAGGACGGUGGCCUCGUGCGUCGCCUACCCACACGAGGUUGCGCGCACGCGGUUGCGCGAGGAGGGCAGCAAGUACCACGGCUUUUUGCAGACGAUCGCGAUUGUGGCCCGUGAGGAGGGUGCACGUGGUCUCUACCGAGGCCUCGCCACUCAGCUCGUCCGGCAGAUCCCCAACACGGCUAUCAUCAUGUCUACAUACGAGGCAGUCGUCUAUUUGCUCAACAGGCACGCGACAUGAAUACAGACUGCUGACCACUGUGAUCUAAACAGCUUGACUGAAUUCCUCAAAUCCUAUAGUUAUUUGUUAGUUGUUAAUUAAAAGAGAUUAUA
Messenger RNA from Cloeon dipterum, 1289 nucleotides. RefSeq names its product mitochondrial carrier protein Rim2-like. The record is from RefSeq and is a predicted model, not a curated record. The transcript has 5 exons. Gene Ontology annotation, molecular function: pyrimidine nucleotide transmembrane transporter activity. Bases 214 to 1197 code for a protein of 327 amino acids. Lineage: Eukaryota; Metazoa; Arthropoda; Insecta; Ephemeroptera; Baetidae. Gene Ontology annotation, biological process: pyrimidine nucleotide import into mitochondrion. Gene Ontology annotation, cellular component: mitochondrion.